This is a messenger RNA of Phragmites australis (common reed), 1944 nucleotides long. RefSeq lists its product as uncharacterized. Lineage: Eukaryota; Viridiplantae; Streptophyta; Magnoliopsida; Poales; Poaceae. The record is from RefSeq and is a predicted model, not a curated record. Gene Ontology annotation, molecular function: protein binding. Bases 257 to 1681 code for a protein of 474 amino acids. The transcript has a single exon.
CAUACAUAUCCCGUCCUCCCCUGCUCCGCAUGCGACGACCAAACUGGCCAGCCUGGUCCGAGUCGUGAGCCAUCCCUAGUUUCUGACGACUUCGCCUGCGCCGGCGGCAUGCAAGAAAUACAUGGGCACGGCACGACGGAACAUCGAGAAACGGCGGCGUUAAGUGUCAUUGGCACGCACGCCUCUCGACGCCAACAAACCGAUCGCUCCCGCCUCCUCUCCUCCCCACGCGAUCAAAUUGCGUACAGCGUUGCCAAUGGCAAUGAGCAAGCUCGCCGUCGCCGGAGAGAGGCCGGGCUGGGCCGACCUCCCGCGCGAUCUCCUUGAGUCCGUCCUCGGCCGCCUCCCUGUGCCGGAUUGCCUCCGCUUCCCCGCCGUCUGCACCGCGUGGCAGUCAGCCGCCGCCGCUGCUGCCGCCACCACCACCACUGCCGCGCCGCACCAGGCCGUGCUGUCCCCGUGGCUCAUGCUCCCCGUCAACCCGACCACGCACAGGCACACGCGGAGCGGCGAUGCUGAUGCCAAGUUAUUGGAGGCGCGGUUCUUGAGCCUGACAGAUGGUAGGGCGUACGCCAUACGGCAGCCGGCACCCGCCGUCUCCGACCGCCUCUGCGUCGGCUCGUCCGACGGGUGGCUCAUCACCGCCGACGCCGCCUCGGAGCUGCAACUCCUGAACCCGCUCAGCGGCGCGCAGGUCCAGCUCCCGUCCGUCGCCACGCUCCCGUUCGUCGAUGCCAGCCGCGACGCGGACGGCCGUGUCGUAAGCUACAGCCUUCGGUGCUGCUUCACCGAUGACGACGGCAACAGGGACGAGAUACUGAUCCCGCCGGAGACAUUCGCGCCGGACAGGCUCCGGUACGAGCUCUACGAGAAGGCCAUCCUCGUGUCCGCGCCACGUAGGCCGACCACGUCGGGCUCCUGGGGCGGCUACGCCGUGCUGCUCAUCUACCAGCCCCUGUUCCGUCUCGCCAUCGCCCGAGCCGGGGACACGAAAUGGACUCUGCUCGACACGCCCGCGCGCUGCUGGGUCGACGCAGUGCGCGCAUCCUCCGCGGCCAGUGCGGACGGGAGGCAACGGCAAGAGGUGUACACGAUGGACACCGCGGGGCGCGUCGAGGCAUGGGACAUGGACGCGACUCCGACGCCGUCCAGGGUGAUCGCGCCGCCGUGCUGCUGCUCGGUCCGCGCGUGCUCCAUGUCGGCAGAGUGCCGCAAAUACCUCGUGGAGCUCUCGCCGGGGCACCUGCUCCAGGUGCACCGGCUCCGGGACGCGGCGCACUCGCGGUACACGUGGGAGCCCCGGCCGGAGCGCGUCGAGUACACGACCACCAGGGUCGAGCUUUUCGAGUGGAAGGCCGGCGCGGGAGGCCGCGGCCAGUGGGCUCAGGUGGAUGGCAAGGACACCGGCCGCGGCGUCUUGACCGGGCGCGCGCUGUUCCUGGGGAAGAGCGCGUCGCUGUGCGUCCCGGUGGACGGCGGCUGCUGCCCCGAGCUGAGGGGCAACCGCGUCUACUUCACCGACGACGGCCCGUGGUCGCACGAGAGGUGCCACGAGGUGGCGCCGGACGUCGGCGUGCUCGACCUCGCCGACGGGAGCUACAGGCAGCCGCGCGGCGCGGGGCGCGACCUGCUCUGGAAGUGGCCGCCCCCGGUUUGGGUGUUCCCUUCGCUCGCCAACUGAUUGAUCACCCCUGAAUGCUCGCAAGUUUCAUGACGUAUCCAGCUUCGAUUAGAUAACAUUUUCAGGACGAACUGCGACUCAGCUUCGGUUAGAUAACCUUCGUCUGCCUCCAGUAUAUCCCUCAUGUGCAUAACCAUGUGUACAGCUCCGGUUAUAAACACGUAUCCACCUUCGAUUAGAUAACAUUUUCAGGUCAAUCUCUCGUUGACCUCAUGCAAGGCAACAAACACGCGGCUGGCUGUAUCAAAGUCAAUCAAGAUCAU